Molecule: messenger RNA, 2335 nt
Organism: Camelina sativa (false flax)
Lineage: Eukaryota; Viridiplantae; Streptophyta; Magnoliopsida; Brassicales; Brassicaceae
Source: RefSeq, a predicted model, not a curated record
AAAAAGAAUCGCGCCGCCUUCUUCCGUCGGUAAUACUAUAGCGGUGACUACCGAUCGAUUUGGAUGAAAUUAAGAGUCGCUUCUUCUUCUUCUUCUUCUUCUUCUUCUUCUUCUUCUAUCUCUUUAGGGUUUUCGGGUUCUUCACUUUUAGGGUUUUUCAAGGAUGGGGAGGUUCGCUAUGGACGAGAGUCCUUCAAUGGAGGUAGGUUGUGAAUUCGAAGUCUGUUAUAGAAAGGUACCCGAAUCUAAGUAUAGAAAUCGAAAUAUCUUACAAGACGUUUGGUAUAAAGCCAUUGUAGUGGAAGAAGCGCCAGAGAAGUGUGUUCAGUUGCUUAAGGACGACUUCUCAACUCCUGUUUCGAGAUUUUUGACAAUUCCCUCAGUCAUAUACCGACCGGUUCCUCCCAGAGUAGAGCCAGAUUGCUACUUUCGCAUAGGCACCAUCGUCGAGGCUGAUUUUAAAGAUUCGUGGGUGACUGGUUUUUUAGUCAAAAACAUUGAUGAUGCCAAUUUCUUGGUCUGCUUUGUUUGACCACCUGGUGUCAUUCAGUUUAAGGUUAAGCAUUUGAGGCUCCAUCUUGACUGGAGAGACCAAGGUUGGAACAUACAACCAAAACUUAAUGAAGUGUUCUUGAGGCGGUUGGCUGAGAAGCCUAUGUUUAGUCCUGGAACAGUGGUGGAAGUUAGCUCUGUUGUAGAUGAUGCGGAAGUCGUUUGGGUUCCUGCAAUGGUUAUUCAAGAGUUUAAAGACCAUGCUGAUAAUGAUGAUGAUGCUGAUAAGGAUGAUGAUGAUGAUGAUGAGUAUAGGUAUAUAGUCAGGGUCUGUGAUAAGUCCUCGAGCUACAAUAGUAACAAGGCAAAACUCAACAAAACUGUUGAUUUCCAUAGUCUUAGGCCUACACCGCCUUCUAUUUCGGUUGAUGAGUAUCAGCCAGAGGAGUACGUAGAGGUGUUUCUUUAUGGUUUGGGAUGGCGUCAAGGACGAGUGAUUGAAACUCUCCGUUAUAAAUGGUAUACAGUGCUUUUAGAGGCGACAAAUAAGGAGUUUCCAUUCAAACACUCGGAUCUUAGGCCUUUAAAGUUUUGGGAAGAUGGCCUUUGGAAGGCAAGGGAAUCGUCGUCAACUCAGAGUCAGGGAUCAGGAGAUGAGACUGAGGGUUCUGUGACGAAUGCAAAUGAAUCUGAUCCACCUUUAACUCCACCUCCGGGCAUAACUACACCACAGUUGAUACAAGUAGAAGCUGAAACUCAAAGAAAGGUACUCCCCGAGAAGACACUUCCAAGGAAUCAGAAUGGCUCGGGAGACGAGUCAUCUCAAGAGAAUUUGAUACAAGUAGAAGCUAAAACUCAAAGAAAGGAACUCCCCAAGAAGACACUUCCUAGGAAUCAGAAUGGCUCGGGAGACGAUUCAACACAAGAAAAUGGAAAUAGCGAAGAUAUUAGUCGAAAGAGGAAAAGAGAAGAUAACCUUUGUUUUGUUGCUAGUGCUGAGGAAGACAAAGCAAAGGAUACAACAAUGGUUUUACCCUUUGAGAAGAAGUUACCGAUUUGGAAGACACUUGAAUCAAUGGAGAUAUUUAAAACAGUCCCACAAAAUCCUCAUUUCAUCCCGUUGGUGGAGACUAGAGAAGAUUCCCGUGAAAUGUCUGCGGUUGGUAUGAUGCUUACCUUUUCUGGUUUACUUGAGGAAGUCAAAGCUCUGCAACACGACGAUCCCAUGUGCUCAUUACUAAGCCUCAGUGAUUCCUUUUCCAAGUUAGAGAAACACGGGUUCAAUGUAAAAGCACCUCAGUUACGGAUCAGUAGGCUGUUGUCUCUCAGAGAUAGGCAAUCAGAGAACACAGAUGAACUCAAAAAUGCCGAGAAAGUAGCUGCAGAGAAAGAGUGCCUAAAGGCUGAGAACGAGCGCAAGAUUCUGGAGCUGCAGAGGCUGAAUGAAGAAACGGAGAAAGUGAUAGCUCAGAGUAAGUCAUUAGCAGCAAAGCUUGUCCAAGAGCUUGAUGAUGGGAAGCUUGAGUUUCAGACAACUGCAUCGGCUCCAUGGUAAAAAAAAGUGAUAUGACCUCUAAGCUAAUUAUUCUCUAGUGUGUAAAUGAAAACUUAGAUUUCUGUAAUUGAAAAGACUAGGUUGGCCCUUUUGUACGGAUGGUGAAUGAUGUUUAGUUUUAAGUUUUAACUAGUUAACUAGGACCCCUGUCGCGGGGGAAUAUUUAGGGAUAGAUUUUUCUUUUAGUUUUUCUGUUUGUUUCAAGUAGAACAAUAUAUUUAAUACUUUAUACAGUUUUUGUUGAACAAAAGAGAGUGAUUUAUGGAGUUAACACUUUUGAUUCCCUUC